Molecule: messenger RNA, 1213 nt
Organism: Rhododendron vialii
Lineage: Eukaryota; Viridiplantae; Streptophyta; Magnoliopsida; Ericales; Ericaceae
Product: thaumatin-like protein
Exons: 2
Coding region: 129-875 (248 amino acids)
Biological process (GO): defense response
Cellular component (GO): extracellular region
Source: RefSeq, a predicted model, not a curated record
CAUAAAUAAUACCCCAAAAUUUUACCCACAUCCAACCGGGCCUAAAGGAAGAAGAGGACUCUUCUUCUUUCGCUAAAUAGUAAACUGGUCCACUUCCUCAUCAUCUGCAUCUCUCCCAAUCUUCUGUCAUGGAAGCAAUGCUGAGGUCUCUCUUCAUCUUCGUUUCAGUCUCUCUCUUCGUAACCCACAUUUCAGUGGAGGUAUCUGCUACAACAAUCACGCUUUACAAUAAGUGUACCCACCCAGUCUGGCCCGGAAUCCAACCCGGCGCCGGCCAGCCGAUCGUGGCCCGCGGUGGCUUCAAGCUCCUGCCCAGCAAAUCCUACUCCCUCAAACUCCCCGCCGACUGGUCAGGCCGGAUCUGGGGCCGCCACGGCUGCUCCUUCGACGCCUCAGGCCGCGGACGCUGCGCAACCGGCGACUGCGGCGGCUCCCUCUUCUGCAACGGCCUCGGCGGCGCCCCACCGGCAACCCUGGCCGAGAUCACGCUCGGCCACGAGCAGGACUUUUACGAUGUGAGCCUCGUGGACGGCUACAACCUCGCAAUCGCCAUUACGCCGUUCAAGGGCUCCGGCAAGUGCAGCCCUGCGGGGUGCGUCAGCGAUCUCAACAUGAUGUGCCCGGUGGGGCUUCAGGUGAGGUCCCACGACAAGCGGCGCGUGGUUGCGUGUAAAAGCGCGUGCUUUGCUUUCAACUCCCCCAGAUAUUGUUGUACGGGCAGGUUCGGGAGUCCGCAGUCGUGUAAGCCGACGGCAUACUCGAGGAUAUUCAAGGCGGCGUGCCCUAGGGCUUACUCUUACGCUUAUGACGAUCCCACUAGCAUUGCCACUUGCACUGGUGGCAACUAUUUGGUAACCUUUUGCGCACACCACUAGAGGAGCAUAGUAGUAGCAAUUCAGUAGUGAUGGCUCCUACUAAAGCCAAUUUGUUGUUACCGGAGUAUUAUUAAUUAUAUUUACGUAUUAUUAUUAGUACUGCUAGUUACUCCUACCUACUGUACUUUGUUUUAUUCGGGAUAAUAAUCAUGUUCUAGUUUAUAGUUGCUUUAUUAAAUUUCAAGAUUAUCAGAUCGAGGCGGAGGAGGAGGGGGAAUGUUGUUUGCUCAACUUCUUCUAUAAACAUGUGUUUUUCUUCUCCUUCUAGUAUAUCUGCCAUGUAAUGUUGUGUGAAUUUGAAGUGAGUUUGGAUUAAUAUCUGUUGUUUUUUCUCCAAA